AAAGUUGCUGCGCAGGAUAAGCUCAGCAAUGUUAUUGAUGAGCGGUUUAGGCAGGCCGGGCCGAAUGGGGCUACUUAUGUUAAUGAGGUGAGAUAUGGUUUUCCUGGGGCGGGUUGUUGUCCGGAAGAGAUUGCUAACGGGAAGACAGGCCGACCCGUUCCAGCCGGACUGGCAGGAUCAUUUCUGGAGCACCAACUAUGCGAGGUUAGCGGAGCUCAAGAAGAAGUGGGAUCCCGAGGGCAUAUCCUAUGCCAUCUCGACGCCAGGGACCGAGGAUUGGGUCCAGAUCGAGACUUUCGCCCGGCUGUGCAAGAAGCUGCGAGGAGUCGGCAGAGAUCUCUCAAACUGGCAUUUGUUCCCCCCAUCUAGAGUACAUAGUGCAGAGAUCGAUCGUUACCUGACUUUCAAGAACCUUUCUUCAUUUGCUGCUCCUGUUUGCUGAAUGACCAAAAAUAUAAGAAAAUAUGGGGAAGAAGGGGACAUUGAGGUAGAAGCUGGAUCCCGGCCAUACGAUAAUAUCAUGUACAAAACAGCAUCUUCGUGUAUGGGGUGAUUUUACCCCUUGAUCAAGCCCGUCGUAAUGCCUUGACUCCCGUACUAUUGCUGGCUAGAGUCGCCUUCUGCGUUUAUGCUUGGUUCGUUCCAGCUGUGCCACAGCAAUUGACCUCACCAUCCUCCAGCCCGAUUUAA
Phialemonium atrogriseum is the source of this 690-nucleotide messenger RNA. RefSeq lists its product as uncharacterized. Gene Ontology annotation, molecular function: oxidoreductase activity; flavin adenine dinucleotide binding. The record is from RefSeq and is a predicted model, not a curated record. The transcript has a single exon. Lineage: Eukaryota; Fungi; Ascomycota; Sordariomycetes; Cephalothecales; Cephalothecaceae. Bases 95 to 442 code for a protein of 115 amino acids.